UUUACGCACACGUUUCGGUGUUGUUUGGCUUUUAAAUCGAUGUGAAAAUGUCUAAUAAUUCAGUGAUUUCUGUCAUUUCCAGGUUUCUGGAGGAAUAUGCGUCCAGCACGCCGAACAAACUGAAAGUGAUAGACGCGUAUCUCCUGUAUGUUAUGAUGACUGGAGCGCUGCAGUUUCUCUAUUGUUUAUUAGUCGGCACGUUUCCGUUCAACAGCUUUCUGUCUGGUUUCAUAUCGUGCGUUGGGUCGUUUAUUCUUGCAGUGUGUCUGAGAAUCCAGAUUAAUCCUCAGAAUAAAGAUUGACUGUGUCAAGAAAGACCAAACCUGGAAAGCACACGCAGCUACCGGAAGCAGAGAAUAAACAUCAUGUUUAUGAUUGUUAUUUUCUCCCAACACUGACAGCAACUGCACACCUUAUCAAGAUUCCCAGCGCUGUGACAAAUCCUCAAACUUCCCUACACUACUCCACAAAUAAAUGACAUUUCUUGAGACGGGAUCCAUUUUGGGCUCAUUUCUGUUGCCUCCCAAUAAUCUGUGAUGAUUGAAGAGAAUUCAGUCUAGGCUAAUAUGCUCAACUGGAGUGUAUCUUCAUAUUAUUUUUCUUUUAAUUUCAAACAUGUUUGUACAUGUUUCAUUAUCAGUAUUAUAUAGAUAUAUAUUUUGCUUUAUUCAGAAAUAAAACAUA
Molecule: messenger RNA, 684 nt
Organism: Sinocyclocheilus rhinocerous
Lineage: Eukaryota; Metazoa; Chordata; Actinopteri; Cypriniformes; Cyprinidae
Product: dolichyl-diphosphooligosaccharide--protein glycosyltransferase subunit DAD1-like
Exons: 3
Coding region: 48-302 (84 amino acids)
Biological process (GO): protein N-linked glycosylation
Cellular component (GO): oligosaccharyltransferase complex; membrane
Source: RefSeq, a predicted model, not a curated record